Molecule: messenger RNA, 1137 nt
Organism: Lasiodiplodia theobromae
Lineage: Eukaryota; Fungi; Ascomycota; Dothideomycetes; Botryosphaeriales; Botryosphaeriaceae
Product: Branched-chain-amino-acid aminotransferase
Exons: 5
Coding region: 1-1137 (378 amino acids)
Biological process (GO): branched-chain amino acid metabolic process
Molecular function (GO): branched-chain-amino-acid:2-oxoglutarate transaminase activity
Source: RefSeq, a predicted model, not a curated record
AUGCCUUCCACCUUUCCCCCGCCGCCCGUCAACACCAUUGACUGGACCGACAUUGGCUUCAAGGUCCGCGAAGUCAAUGGCCACAUUGAAUCCCAUUACAGCAAGAAGACCGGCCAAUGGACCGAGCCCGAGCUCGUCGAAGACCCUUACCUUCGCAUCCAUGGCAUGGCGCCUGGCCUCAAUUACGGCCAGCAGUGCUACGAGGGCAUGAAGGCCUUCCGCGGGCCCGGCGACAAGGAGAUCUACAUCUUCCGUCCGAACAUGAACGCCGACCGCAUGCAGCACUCGGCCUCUUACAUUUCCAUUCCCGAGGUGCCUCAGGACCUGUUCGUCAAAGCCUGCCGCCUGGCUGUGUCCCUCAACGCCGGCUAUGUGCCUCCGCACGAGACGGGCGCUGCAAUGUACAUUCGUCCGCUUCUGUUCGGCUCGAGCGCACAGCUCGGACUGUCGCCCCCGGAAGAGUACACGUUCUGCGUGUACGUGAUGCCUACAGGAGUCUACCACGGCGUCCACCCGGUGGAUUGCCUGAUUCUGGAGGAUUUCGACCGUGCCGCUCCGCACGGCACCGGCUCCGCCAAGGUCGGAGGUAACUAUGCACCAGUCCUGAGACACAGCGACAAGGCUCGGUCCGAGGGAUUCGGCAUCACGCUUCACCUCGACAGCCAGACGCGCACCGUUAUCGACGAGUUUUCCACCUCGGGCUUCAUCGGCAUCAAGCAGAGCGGGGACGACAUCACGCUCGUUGUGCCCGACAGCAAGAAUGUCAUCAAGAGCGUCACCUCCGACAGCGCUUUCCAGCUGGCAAAGUCGUUUGGCUGGAAGGUCGAAUGCCGACCGGUGACGUACGACGAGCUGCCUAGCUUCACCGAGGUUUUGGCCGCAGGAACCGCUGCAGCACUGGUGCCAAUCAAGUCGAUCACCCGGCGAUCUACCAACGACAAGUUCGAGUACAUCAAGGGAGACGAGCCUGGCCCGCUCUGUGUCAAGUUGCUCACCAACCUUCAAGGCAUCCAGCGCGGCAAGCUCGAUGAUCCAUUCGGUUGGCGUGACGCCGUUCAAGAAGCGAAGGGUUACAAAGUAAGGGGUGGGGGGGAAGCCAGCAACGGCGCCGCUGACAGCAUCGAUAAGCUUCCUUGA